UGGUUGUUCUCUCAUUCUCGGCUUUCGUAUCAAUCGCCUUUUCUGACGUCUUACUAAUUUUCAGGUAAAAGCCUUUUCGAACCCAUCCCGACCAACAGAUCUUGCGUAGAAAACAAUGUCGUCAAAAACUUCUGUCUAUGUAUGGUCUCAGAGCCAAAAAACGAAAGGUCACUGCUAAACUACACUGCGAUGCACAUGUCACUCUCAAAAUACUUUGAAAAAUUCGACUGCCUUCAAGACAAAUCUUUGAAUUGCGAGAAGAACGCAGAUAUACGAGUACCAAACGAAAUGGUUCGCCUCAGAUUAAGGAGUAAAGCCGACUUACGAGACCAGAAGGCAAAACCGUCACAAUUCGAGUACAUCUACCAAAAGUGCAGCGCAAAGAGUACGACUGCCAAGAUCCUAGACAUCACUGUUCAAUAUCGAUUUGAUCGGAGAUCAAGCUAUUCUAUAAUCUACCCGCCUAUGAUAAGACCUGGUGGUGGUCGUUGUUCUAGUCGUAGAAAUUUGUUUGCUUAUUGCCGAUGUCUAUACAAGGAAAAAACUAAGCUUUGAUAAUUAAUUUAUAAUGUUUUAGAGUUAACUAGGUAAUUAAAAUUUGUGUUUGCACUUUGUAUGUGGCCUUUUUUCUUCUUUUUUUUUGCUGUCAUCACUUUCACACUUGCGUUAGGUGAGACGCACAGUUUGUGGACAUCUGCCACAAAACGUGCAUCUUACUGCACAGUCCGUAUGGGCGCAGGCGGCGAAAUAACUUGUCUUUCCUUCCAUAUCAACUUUUCAUUGAUAAUUAAAUUCUUAUUAAAUCACUCAUUUUUGAAGUGUAUUGCA
Messenger RNA from Cylicocyclus nassatus, 828 nucleotides. NCBI's taxonomy places the organism in Eukaryota, Metazoa, Nematoda, Chromadorea, Rhabditida, Strongylidae. The record is from the annotation of a GenBank genome assembly.